This is a messenger RNA of Anopheles cruzii, 2177 nucleotides long. RefSeq lists its product as uncharacterized. The record is from RefSeq and is a predicted model, not a curated record. The transcript has 5 exons. Lineage: Eukaryota; Metazoa; Arthropoda; Insecta; Diptera; Culicidae. The coding region runs from base 334 to 1980 and encodes 548 amino acids.
GGCGGUGUAGAAGGCAGCGGAGGAUGCUUAUGGAUGGGCGCGCCCUGACUCGAUCGUAGUGGACUCCGCGGAGACAACAGUGGGUAUUCUGGGAAAAAAGCGGCCCAGCAUAUUGUGCUCGAAGCCAUUCGCGGCAUGUGUGAAGCGGAUCGGGUGCCGUGCGUGCCUGGAGUGCCUGCCUAGAUAAGAUUGCGAGAUACGCGCAGGACUCACUCCGAAGUGGGGAAAUCGAGCAAGAAUUCAGAGACACUCCUCAGUGAUCCCGGUAGCCCGGUGCAAGUGCAGUGCUCUCCUCUGUAGCCUCAGUCCCGACGGAGGGUCGUGCGCGGAACGAUGCGUAAAGUUUGGCUGUUCGCCAGCGCCUUGCUGGCGUUUCUCAAUUUCGUCAAGUCACAGGAGCUGGCCCGUACUUUAUACAGUCCAAGAUACGAUAACCUGGACAUUGACACCAUUUUGGGCAGCAAUCGGUUGGUUUCGAACUAUGUGGACUGCUUGCUGAGCCGCAAACCGUGCCCGCCGGAGGGCAAGGACCUGAAGCGGAUUCUUCCGGAGGCACUGCGCACCAAGUGUGCCCGCUGUUCACCGAUCCAGAAGGAGAACGCGCUGAAGAUCAUCACUCGGCUGUACAUCGACUACCCGGACCAGUACCGGGCGUUGCGUGAGCGUUGGGAUCCGUCGGGCGAGUACAACCGACGGUUCGAGGAGUACCUGCGGGGUUUGCAGUUUAACCAGAUUGGCGGAAAUGGCGCUACGGCUCCUGCUGGCCCAACCACUGGCGGCGGCAACGGUGGCGGCAACGGUGGCUCCAUCGGCGGCGGCGGUAGUAACACGGUAGACAGUGGUAACGACAGGCCGGUAAGAAAUGACCUCGACCGUCAGCCCGCAACCCAGAGCAGCAAUGUGCAGCCCGUGGUGAUUACUGCGACGCGGUUUGGACAACCGAGCGACAAUGUGAAUACGUUACUGGCCACCCCCCCAACACCGCCUCCGCCGGCUGUGGCGCCAGCGACCGAACGACCUAGGCCACCGGCACCGGUAGCACAAAUUUUAUUCCCGACCUAUACCAACAGUAGCAAUAGUGAUAGUACUACCACCUCUACUAGUACCAUCGUUUCUGGAACACUAGAACUCACCAGCAUCACGGCUAGCGGCUCCAUUCCACCUAAUUCCCUAACAAUAACCACUGUUAUUAGCCCAGCCGAGGGCUCUACUAGCACCGGCGAUCCCACAGGCGCUAGCGUCAUCCCGUCAACGGUGGCCAGCUUCCCGGCCGAGCUCGGCUCGGUCACGCCAACCAGACCCGUAGUGACGGCUCCACCACCGGUAUUGGUGAACCGGUUCGGUGAGGACGCUGACCAGGCUCGGCCGACAUUUGCGCCCGCGCCCGUUCCAGUGACAACCACAACAACGACCCAGAGGCCAACGACUACGGAAAGGCAAACGCGUCCAGUAACGCGUCAAACGACGACCAGAAAUACUCAACGUACCACAACAAGAUUCAUAACACGAGUGCCACAAACGCCACAACGGACCACGACGUUCAAAACACCACAACGACCUCCAACCAACCAACCAAUACCAACGGCACCACAACAGCCACUUGCACCACCAUCACCACCACAAAUCUAUCCAACAAUAAUACUACAGCAACCUCAGGCCCCACCGCGGGCGACUCCAACAACCACACGACCACUCUAUGUUCCAACGCGACCACCCUACGUACCCUACGCGCCAACGGAACCGACACCUAGGACGCAGUACGACACUACACCGGACAGCAUUAUUGAUCACUUCUUUGUUCCGCCAUCGCAGGCCGCGAACCAGCCGCUCCCGGCCAGCCCGAUCGUGGGCCUCUGGAACCAGCUGGGCAACAAGAUAGCCGACACGGCGGACGCCAUCGCCGGCAUGCUGAAGAAAACCGUAGAUGUCUUGGUGACGAGCCACAUCCAGUCCCACCAAAGGGCGCUGCGAAGAAUUUGAAACCACUGGCCACUCCCGAGCUCGUAGUGAAGUAAAAGAAGGUGCUCCUCUGCCCCAGCGGGUAGGCGAUGGGCUUUUAUUGGUUCUACUCGAUCGACUGUCGAAUCUUGGGGUUGGAAGUUAGUAAUCAAACGAGAGAUAGGAAUGGAAAGAAAACUUUGAAUCGAAAACGAGAGAUCGCAAGAGAGAGAGAGAGA